Molecule: messenger RNA, 795 nt
Organism: Canis lupus familiaris (dog)
Lineage: Eukaryota; Metazoa; Chordata; Mammalia; Carnivora; Canidae
Gene: RAB5A
Product: RAB5A, member RAS oncogene family
Molecular function (GO): GTP binding; GTPase activity
Source: RefSeq, marked provisional
CCGCGGCUCCUCGUGCUGCGGCCUCAGGUUUCUGUAUAUCCAGAAAGAAAAAAUUUGACACCUUGCAUCCUGGAAGUUCAUUUAAGAGACUGAAAUUAGGGACUUCUUUCAAAUUUGGACAUGGCUAAUCGAGGAGCAACAAGACCCAACGGGCCAAAUACUGGAAAUAAAAUAUGCCAGUUCAAACUAGUACUUCUGGGAGAGUCUGCUGUUGGCAAAUCAAGCCUAGUGCUUCGUUUUGUGAAGGGCCAAUUUCAUGAAUUUCAAGAGAGUACCAUAGGGGCUGCUUUUCUAACCCAAACUGUGUGUCUUGAUGAUACAACAGUAAAGUUUGAAAUAUGGGAUACAGCUGGUCAAGAACGAUACCAUAGCUUAGCACCAAUGUACUACAGAGGAGCACAAGCAGCCAUAGUUGUAUAUGAUAUCACAAAUGAGGAGUCCUUUGCCAGAGCCAAAAACUGGGUUAAAGAACUUCAGAGGCAAGCCAGUCCUAACAUUGUAAUAGCUUUAUCAGGAAACAAGGCUGAUCUUGCAAAUAAAAGAGCUGUCGAUUUCCAGGAAGCACAGUCCUAUGCAGAUGACAACAGUUUAUUAUUCAUGGAGACAUCAGCUAAAACAUCGAUGAAUGUAAAUGAAAUAUUCAUGGCAAUAGCUAAAAAGUUGCCAAAGAACGAACCACAGAAUCCAGGAGCAAAUUCUGCCAGAGGAAGAGGAGUAGACCUUACUGAACCCACGCAGCCAACCAGGAGUCAGUGUUGUAGUAACUAAACCUCCAGUUUGAACUUCCUGGAAUAU